Rhinolophus ferrumequinum (greater horseshoe bat) is the source of this 4355-nucleotide messenger RNA. It is a transcript of the gene TFE3, whose product is annotated as transcription factor binding to IGHM enhancer 3. Lineage: Eukaryota; Metazoa; Chordata; Mammalia; Chiroptera; Rhinolophidae. Gene Ontology annotation, biological process: regulation of transcription by RNA polymerase II; regulation of osteoclast differentiation; positive regulation of DNA-templated transcription. Gene Ontology annotation, molecular function: RNA polymerase II cis-regulatory region sequence-specific DNA binding; protein dimerization activity; DNA-binding transcription factor activity, RNA polymerase II-specific. The record is from RefSeq and is a predicted model, not a curated record. The transcript has 11 exons. Bases 718 to 2157 code for a protein of 479 amino acids. Gene Ontology annotation, cellular component: nucleus.
GGGAAGAGGAUGAGAGGGAGGAGGGCGGUCGUCCGGGGUUAGGUUCGGGGGUGUUGGUCCGUUCACGGCGGGGGAUGACUCACAGCCCAUCCCAUCUCCCCGACGCCGCCCGCCCGCGCAGAGCUCGCUCCAUGGCUUAGCGGAGGAGGCGGUGGCGAGCAGGGGAGUGGGGGACUCUUAUUUUGUUAGGGGGACCGGGCCGAAGCCCGACCGGCCUGGCAGGGCUCGCCCGGGGCCGGGCGUCAUGUCUCAUGCAGCCGAGCCAGCUCGGGACGGCGUAGAGGCCAGCGCGGAGGGCCCUCGAGCCGUGUUCGUGGUGUUGGAAGAGCGCAGGCCGGCGGACUCGGCCCAGCUGCUCAGUUUGUCUCUCAGACCCUGGAGAUAAUCUUGAAUCUGUCGCUAGAGCUGGAAUGAGCACCAGUUGCACCAUCCCUGCCCGGGUGGGUCCUGCUUGGCCUCUUAUCCUCACUUCCAUCAGCGGCCUGGGAAGCCCCAGCCCCUUCGCUCCAACUUCUGUGCCUGAACUCCUUGCUUCCGGAAUCCGGGAUUGUUGCUGACAUCGAAUUAGAAAACGUCCUUGAUCCUGACAGCUUCUACGAGCUCAAAAGCCAGCCCCUACCACUACGCUCAAGCCUCCCAAUAUCACUGCAGGCCACACCGGCCACCCCAGCUACCCUGUCUGCAUCAUCUUCUGCAGGGGGCUCCCGGACCCCUGCCAUGUCGUCAUCUUCAUCACGUAUCUUGCUGCGGCAGCAGCUAAUGCGGGCCCAGGCCCAGGAGCAGGAGAGGCGUGAACGUCGGGAACAGGCUGCAGCCUCUCCCUUCCCCGGUCCUGCACCUGCCUCUCCUGCCAUAUCUGUGGUCGGCGUCUCUGCUGGGGGCCACACAUUGGGCCGUCCUCCCCCUGCUCAGGUGCCCAGGGAGGUGCUCAAGGUACAGACCCAUCUGGAGAACCCAACACGCUACCACCUACAGCAGGCGCGCCGGCAGCAGGUGAAACAGUACCUGUCCACCACACUUGGGCCCAAGCUGGCUUCCCAGGCCCUCACCCCACCACCGGGGGCUGCUAGUGCCCAGCCGCUCCCUGCUCCCGAGGCCGCCCAUGCUACUGGCCCCACAGGCAGCGCCCCUAACAGCCCCAUGGCGCUACUCACCAUCGGGUCCAGCUCAGAGAAAGAGAUUGAUGAUGUCAUUGAUGAGAUCAUUAGCCUGGAGUCCAGUUACAACGAUGAGAUGCUCAGCUAUCUGCCUGGAGGUCCUGCGGGGCUGCAGCUCCCCAGCACGCUGCCUGUGUCAGGGAACCUGCUGGAUGUGUACAGUAGCAGUCAGGGCGUGGCCACGCCCACCAUCACUGUCAGCAACUCCUGCCCAGCUGAGCUGCCCAACAUCAAACGGGAGAUCUCUGACCCUGACCACCCCCACUCUCUUCCAGAGACGGAAGCCAAGGCUCUUCUGAAGGAACGGCAGAAGAAGGACAAUCACAACCUAAUUGAACGUCGCAGGCGAUUCAACAUUAACGACAGGAUCAAGGAGCUGGGCACCCUCAUCCCCAAGUCCAGUGACCCGGAGAUGCGCUGGAAUAAGGGCACCAUCCUGAAAGCCUCUGUGGAUUAUAUCCGCAAGUUGCAGAAGGAGCAGCAGCGCUCCAAGGACCUAGAGAGCCGGCAGCGGUCCCUGGAGCAAGCCAACCGCAGCCUGCAGCUCCGGAUUCAGGAGCUGGAACUGCAGGCCCAGAUCCAUGGUUUGCCGGUCCCUCCCACCCCAGGGCUGCUCUCCCUGGCCACAACUUCAGCCUCUGAGAGCCUCAAGCCAGAGCAACUGGAUGUUGAGGAGGAGGGGAGGCCAGGCACAGCGACGUUUCAUGCAGGGGAGGGGCCUGCUCAGGGUACUCCCCAUCAGCAGCCCCCAGUGCCACCCUCGGAUGCCCUUCUGGACCUGCACUUUCCCAGUGACCACCUGGGGGAUCUGGGGGACCCCUUCCACCUGGGGCUGACGGACAUUCUGAUGGAGGAGGAGGAGGGGGUGGGGGCGGGACUGUCAGGGGGUGCCCUGUCCCCCCUGCGGGCUGCCUCUGACCCACUACUCUCUUCGGUGUCCCCCGCUGUCUCCAAGGCCAGCAGCCGCCGCAGCAGCUUCAGCAUGGAGGAGGAGUCCUGAUCAGGUCUCACCCCUCCCCUGGGAUAACCCCACCCAGGAAAGGAGGACGCGUUAGGAUGAGGCCCUCUUCCUUUUCCCUCACCCUCCCGUGAGACUGCCCAGCCCAGGUGUUCUGGGGGAAGAGAUGAGAGGAGGAAUCAGGUGACACCCUGCCCCUUCCCUCACAGGCCCAGCCCGUGGUGAGAUCAGGGCCUGUCCCCCAGAGAUCACUGCCUCAUCCCUGCCCCGUGGGACCCACCCUUGCCCAGGUGAGGGAAGGAGACAGGAUGAGGUCCAUCCCUGUUCCCUGGGGACUGUCCUAGCCAGGUCUCCUGGGAUAAGGAGGUGUCAGGACGCUGCUCCAUCCAGUUUUAGAGCUGCCAGGUUAGUCCAUUCUGGCAAGGCAGGGGAGUCAAAAUGAUGGAGUUUACACCCUGGGGGUUUAAGCCCUACCUUUUCCCCAUGACCCCUGUCCUGCCUAGGCCAGGAACAGAACUGAGGAUGAGAGCCAGACCCUUCACCUGGGAACUCAGUCUUCCAGCAAUAAAAGGAGCCAGGCCCCGCCCCUUCCCUGUAGAAACAGCCCCGAGAGGGUAUUUCAGGCUUGGAGGAGUCUGCAAGGUUAAGCCACUAUGUGGAGAUGACAGCCCUUGUCCCUCAGCAACAUCCCAUCCAAGCAUUCCACUGAAGUGAGGAGUGGUACUUAAGCUCCCCGCCUUAACCAGGGACCAAGGUGACAACCUAGGAGGGCUCUCAGCUAACUUUGCCCUUGGGGAAGGGGGCAGGUCUCAAAAUCUUGUGGGUUGACAUUCCAGACCUAGAUCACGAGUGAGAGACCCCUACCCUUAGGCAGAGUCCUGUCUCCUUCCUUGAAGGGCAGUUUCAGGAGGUGAUGGGGAAUAGAGGGUACUGAGUCCAGGUUCCCAGAGCCAGCACCCCAUUACUUUUUUUCAACAUGUAGAGGAACAGGAUGAAGGAAGGGGCCCUUCUGGGGAUUUCCCCAGCCCAGGAAAAAGUAGAAGCUUGUCCCAACAAGGCAGAGGCUUGGAGGAAAGGUUGCAAAAACGUGUACUCCUCUUUUGUUUAUCUGAUUUUUUUACUGACCCCCUACUCAAGCUAGGUCACCCCCCCAACCUCUGGCCUCCACCCAGCUCUCCAUUUGGAGGACUCUUCCCCAUCCUCAUUUCAGAGUUUUCCAUGGACACUCCCCACCCCUCCUACCACAUACACCCAAGAUUGUCAGCUUUGGAUUGUUGAAGCCAAGCCCCAAGAAGGGUGUACUGAAGGGUCUGUAGGUUUGUCAUUAAAAUAAUAAAUGCUAAGCGUGUUUGAUGCGCUUUUAACUUUGGCAAAGAGUCUCCUGUCCUUUUGACUAUGCAGUGAGCAUGGCUCAUGCAGGCCAGGAGGAAGGAUGGUUCUUGGAAGAAACAGAUUUAAGAGGGAUGGAUAAAAUAAUUUAGCUAGAAAGGGGCUGGAGGAAAAUAACCUGCCAACAAAAGCAAUCAGUCCUUAACUACCUGCCAGGCACCUUCCUGACUGUUGCAAAAUUAUUCACCUAAUUUAUUAUUCUAAGGAAUAUUCAUCAAGGAAGUACUGAUUUUUUAUUCCUGUUUCAUGUUUGAAGAAACCAAGGAAUAGAAUUUAAUCUGAAGAUAAACAGCUGGUACAUGGAUGAAGAGCUAAAUGGUAGAUGAGUGAGGGCUCUAGUUUGAAAAAUGUCACUGAAGGCAGAGGGGUGAAAGAUUUUCUUGCACUUUUCAAAUUGAUAAGGAAGUGCGUGAAAAGAACCUGCUGGCAGACAGUAGAGUAGAGGCGGUCCAGAUGGGAGAAAGGGCAAAGAAACGGUAAAGGUCAGGAAUAGGCAAGCAACUCCAUUUUGGAACAGAUGUUGACAUUCUGGGGGAACCUUAUAGAGGUGAACAGAAGUAUCUUGAAGGCUGGGAAAAAAUAUUCCUGGAAUUGCUCAACCAUACUCUGCACUCCCAGGACAGGCAUCAGGCCUGGACAUGUAUCUUCCCCGGCAGACAACCCCAAAGUACUGGGACCUGGUCUGGUCCUGUGUCUCGCCCAGCCGACUGAGCACAAAACUUGCUACUCCUUUCUAGCCUAUCACACUGACCCCUGGUUGUUGAAUCUACUACUAGACUGGUCGCUCCCUAAUACCUUUAUUUUUUCUCCGCAAAUUUGCCAUAUUCUCUUUAUAAAGAUAAUAUGUAAUA